Messenger RNA from Aspergillus pseudoviridinutans, 678 nucleotides. Its product is annotated as class I SAM-dependent methyltransferase. The record is from RefSeq and is a predicted model, not a curated record. The transcript has a single exon. Lineage: Eukaryota; Fungi; Ascomycota; Eurotiomycetes; Eurotiales; Aspergillaceae. The coding region runs from base 1 to 678 and encodes 225 amino acids.
AUGACCGUCGCCGAAUUCUAUGACUCGGUUGCUGCUUCGUAUGAAGCUGCCUUCGCUCACAAUGCUGGGCUCCUGAAGCUCGUCAACAAGGCAAUGAAUUACUUGCCUGCCCAGGCCCAUGUCCUGGACAUCGGAUGCGGCACUGGGAGACCAGUAGCCUCCAUCUUAGCGGACGCUGGCCAUCAGGUAGUCGGAAUUGAUAUCGCAAAGACCAUGGUGGAGCUAAGCCAAAAGAAUGUGCCUAGAGGCCGAUUCGAAGUCGCCGACAUGCGGAAUUACGACGGCCCUGCAGGGACGGAGCAUCUGGAUGCUGUUUUUAACAUCUUCUCGCUCUUCCGCUUUAAUCGAGAGGAGAUUGAAUCUUUUAUUAAGAGAUGGGGAAGCUGGAUAAAUAUUAAUGGUCUGCUGUGUAUCGGUACAAUGGCUGUCGACGAUUGUCCUCCGGACAGACUACUUAACGGGGCCGACACUGACAGUCUUGGCACCAGAGAGGUGCGAAACUACUUUAUGGGACAGCAGAGGGUGCAUACUCUCUUUACAAGAGCCGGAUGGGUGCUCCUAUUGCAGCAGAAUGGCUUCGAAGUUGUCGAUCAAUGGAUGGAACUAUUUGUGCCCCCGGAAUGUGCUCAAACGGACGACGCGCCAUUCUAUUAUAUUAUCGCGAAGAAGGUCAAAUAA